AUGCCGAACGUCUUUGCGGUACCAGUCUUCUUCAUCUGUUUCCGAGAAUGCCUGGAGACGAGCAUCAUUGUCUCUGUCCUCCUUGCUUUUUUGAAGCAGAGUCUCGGCCCUGAGCAUGAUGCUGCUAUUCGCAAACGCCUUGUCCGGCAGGUUUGGUACGGUGUAGGGGCCGGGAUACUGAUAUGUCUGAUCAUUUGUGCUGGUGUGAUCGGAACGUUCUACACAGCAGGCAGGAAUUCUUUCGAGUCGGCUGAAAAUAUCUGGGAAGGUGUGUUUGGCAUCGUGGCAAGCAUCAUCAUCACCUUGAUGGGCGCAGCCCUGCUACGUGUGAGCAAACUGCAAGACAAAUGGCGUGUUAAGAUUGCCAAGGUUCUCGAGAACAAGGACACAAAGUUGCCCAUCAAGGGUAAGUUGAAGGCAUGGUCGGAGAAGUAUGCCAUGUUUGUCCUGCCAUUCAUUACCGUCCUCCGUGAAGGUAUCGAGGCCGUGCUCUUCAUUGCUGGUGUUGGCCUUGGUUUGCCCGCCACUUCAUUCCCCUUGGCUGUACUCUGUGGGCUCGGUGCUGGCGCGCUCGUGGGUUGGCUCAUUUACAAGGGCGGCAACAAAACGUCCCUGCAAAUAUUCCUCGUUAUUUCCACAUGUUUCCUGUACCUUGUCGCCGCUGGUCUCUUUUCCAAGGGCGUCUGGAACCUCGAGCAGAACGCGUGGGUGAGGCUUGCUGGUGAGGGUGCAGCAGAAGCUGGUACCGGACCUGGCAGCUAUGACAUUAGGAAUAGUGUUUGGCACGUCAACUGCUGCUCACCUUUGGAAAACGGUGAUGGUGGCUGGAUGAUUUUCAACUCACUGUUCGGAUGGCAAAACAGCGCUACCUAUGGUUCCGUCAUCUCGUACAACCUCUACUGGCUUGCCGUAAUCCUCGGUUUCCUGUACAUGGGCUGGAAGGAGAACAAGGAGACCGUUCCGGCGACCGUUGCCCCCGUGGAAACAGAAAGCGAUACCUCCAGCCGGUACCGGGACUUCGAAGAGAAGACGGCCAACGAGCAGGGCCUGGGUGCCGGCACUUCUACUAGGCAGGUGCAGUAG
Molecule: messenger RNA, 1083 nt
Organism: Plenodomus lingam JN3
Lineage: Eukaryota; Fungi; Ascomycota; Dothideomycetes; Pleosporales; Leptosphaeriaceae
Biological process (GO): iron ion transmembrane transport
Cellular component (GO): plasma membrane; high-affinity iron permease complex
Molecular function (GO): ferrous iron transmembrane transporter activity
Source: RefSeq, a predicted model, not a curated record